UUAAUAAAUGAUAAUAAAUUAAUAAGUACGCAGUCCACCAACCAUCUCAUCCCAACUAACACGGUUGCCAAUUCUGACCCGCUUGAGAGAUCUUUAUUUUCCUGGGUUCUUACCGUCUCUGAAGCCAAUUCAAUCAGCUUGUUGACUGAUUAUAGGAUAUACAAGCAGCAAAAGAAUGGCUUCCUCCCCGGACCUAACAAGAAUAGGCCUUGCUGGUCUUGCUGUCAUGGGCCAAAAUCUGGCCCUUAACAUUGCUGAGAAAGGCUUUCCCAUUUCCGUUUAUAAUCGAACGACCUCCAAAGUUGAUGAGACUGUUGAACGAGCUAAGAAGGAAGGAAAUCUUCCUUUGAUUGGCUUCCAUGAUCCUGAAUCAUUUGUUCGUUCCAUCCAAAAACCUCGGGUGAUUAUUAUGCUUGUCAAGGCUGGGGCACCUGUUGACCAGACCAUCAAGACCCUCUCUGUUUACAUGGAGAAAGGUGAUUGUAUCAUUGAUGGUGGUAAUGAGUGGUACGAAAACACUGAGAGGAGGGAGAAAGCCAUGGCUGAAUUGGGUCUUCUCUACCUUGGGAUGGGAGUUUCUGGUGGUGAAGAGGGUGCCCGACGUGGACCCUCUAUGAUGCCUGGAGGCUCCUUUGAGGCGUACAAAUACAUUGAAGACAUUCUUCUCAAGGUGGCAGCUCAAGUUCCUGAUAGCGGUCCUUGUGUGACUUACAUUGGCAAAGGAGGGUCUGGCAAUUUUGUUAAGAUGGUGCAUAAUGGGAUCGAGUACGGUGACAUGCAGCUGAUUGCAGAGGCUUAUGAUGUGCUGAAAUCUGUGGGAAAGCUGUCGAAUGAGGAACUAAAAAAUGUAUUCUCAGAAUGGAACAAAGGGGAGCUUAUGAGCUUCUUGAUCGAAAUCACUGAAGAUAUUUUUGGAGUUAAGGAUGACAAAGGCGAUGGAGAUUUGGUUGACAAGGUUUUGGACAAAACCGGCAUGAAAGGUACUGGAAAAUGGACCGUUCAGCAAGCUGCUGAUUUAUCGGUUGCGGCUCCCACAAUUGCAUCUUCUUUGGAUUCAAGGUUCCUUAGUGGGUUGAAGGAGGAAAGGGUAGAAGCUGCCAAAAUUUUUAAAUCAGGUGGUUUUGGUGACAUCUUAACUGACCAGGUUGUGGACAAGGCGAAGUUGAUCGAUGAUGUGCGGAAAGCUCUUUAUGCAUCCAAAAUUUGUAGUUAUGCACAGGGGAUGAAUCUGAUUCGUGCAAAGAGCAUCGAGCAGGGAUGGAAUCUGAAGUUGGGGGAAUUGGCUAGGAUUUGGAAGGGGGGUUGCAUCAUCCGAGCCAUCUUCUUGGACCGAAUCAAGAAGGCCUACGAUAGAAACCCAGACCUUGCAAAUCUUCUGGUGGACCCAGAGUUUUCAAAGGAAAUCAUUGAGCGUCAGUUCGCCUGGCGAAGAGUUGUGUGUCUUGCUAUCAACUCGGGCAUUAGCACCCCGGGUAUGUCCUCUAGUCUUGCAUAUUUUGACACUUAUAGAAGAAAUAGAUUGCCUGCAAAUUUGGUCCAAGCUCAAAGAGAUUACUUUGGUGCUCAUACAUAUGAAAGGACUGACGUGGAAGGAUCCUUCCAUACCGAAUGGUUCAAAAUUGCCAAACUGUCAAAGAAUUAAAUCUUCUCUUGGUGGUAUUCUCUCAAUCAAACAAUCUCUUAAAUUAAUAAAUUCUACUUAGAAUUUGGUGCCGGGAAGAGCUUACACCAACGGCAUUUGGUGAAACCAUAUUCGUAGAAGAUCUUUUCCUAUCUUGCUCAAGUAUUCAGAGUUUAUUUUGGUUUUGUUUGUUGUGAUUCUACUUGGCAACAAUGCUCUGCUUUUGAUAGAUGUUUAAACUUAUAUUAAAUAUUUUGAUGUCCCUUUCUAGUUUAUGAAAGCAUCUGUUGGUCUCUGUGGGGGCCUAUUGUUGCAUUAUGUAAUGUUGAACAAGGAAAUAUCACAAGGAUUUCUCAUUCUCUCGUUGGUUUUCUUUAA
Messenger RNA from Cornus florida, 1999 nucleotides. RefSeq names its product 6-phosphogluconate dehydrogenase, decarboxylating 2-like. Gene Ontology annotation, biological process: pentose-phosphate shunt; pentose-phosphate shunt, oxidative branch. Gene Ontology annotation, cellular component: cytosol. Bases 176 to 1642 code for a protein of 488 amino acids. The record is from RefSeq and is a predicted model, not a curated record. Gene Ontology annotation, molecular function: phosphogluconate dehydrogenase (decarboxylating) activity; NADP binding. Lineage: Eukaryota; Viridiplantae; Streptophyta; Magnoliopsida; Cornales; Cornaceae. The transcript has 3 exons.